Messenger RNA from Capsicum annuum, 684 nucleotides. RefSeq lists its product as uncharacterized. The transcript has a single exon. The record is from RefSeq and is a predicted model, not a curated record. Lineage: Eukaryota; Viridiplantae; Streptophyta; Magnoliopsida; Solanales; Solanaceae. Bases 1 to 684 code for a protein of 227 amino acids.
AUGGUUCUGAUGAUACUCCGGGAACAAGGAAAAGAGAAAGAGAAGGAGGUAGUGGUUACCACUAUUUCAAAACCACCACCUCCUUUUCCACAGCGAUUGAAGAAGAAAAUGGAUGAUGCAAAAUUUAGCAAGUUUAUGGCAAUGUUAAAGCAACUAACAGUGAACUUGCCUUUGGAAGAGGCACGUGAACAAAUCCUAGGAUAUGCUAAAUUUAUGAAGGAUCUAUUGAUGAAGAAGAGGGUAGUAAGAUAUAAGUCGGUGGAUAAUCUUCACCAUUGUAGCGCCAUUUCUACACGAUCCUUAGUGCAGAAGAAGGACGGCCCUGGAGCAUUCAAUAUUCCAUGUACAAUUGAGUCUCUCAAUUUUGCUAAGGCCCUAUGUGAUCUGGGGAUGAGCAUAAAUUUGAUGCCGCUAGCCAUAUAUAAAAAGCUAGGUUUAGGGGAUCCUACCCCGACAAAUAUGCGGUUGGUGAUGGCGGAUAGGUCUAUGAAGAAGACAAUAGGAAUAUUACAUGAUGUAUUGGUAAAGGUGGCCGAUUUUAUACUUUCUGCUGAUUUUGUUGUCCUAGACUAUGAGGUAGACUUUGAAGUGCCCAUCAUUUUGGGUAGAUCAUUCCUUGUAACUAGAAGAGUGGUAGUGGACAUGGAGCUGCAUGAGCUAAAGUUUAGGUUCAAUGACAAAUAA